This is a messenger RNA of Danio rerio (zebrafish), 515 nucleotides long. RefSeq names its product ribosomal protein S14 (gene rps14). Gene Ontology annotation, molecular function: structural constituent of ribosome. Lineage: Eukaryota; Metazoa; Chordata; Actinopteri; Cypriniformes; Danionidae. The record is from RefSeq and is marked provisional. Gene Ontology annotation, biological process: translation. Gene Ontology annotation, cellular component: ribosome; cytoplasm.
CGAUUAGAGACACACAUAGCAAUGGCUCCUCGCAAGGGUAAGGAAAAGAAGGAAGAGCAGGUCAUCAGCCUAGGACCUCAGGUAGCUGAGGGGGAGAAUGUGUUUGGAGUUUGUCACAUCUUCGCAUCCUUCAACGACACCUUUGUGCACGUCACUGAUCUGUCUGGCAAAGAAACAAUUUGCCGUGUGACUGGUGGGAUGAAGGUGAAGGCCGACAGAGAUGAGUCUUCUCCUUAUGCUGCUAUGUUGGCAGCUCAGGAUGUGGCUCAAAAGUGCAAAGAGCUGGGCAUCACUGCUCUGCACAUCAAGCUGAGGGCCACUGGUGGAAACAGAACCAAGACUCCUGGACCAGGGGCACAGUCUGCCCUCAGGGCUCUAGCUCGUUCCGGCAUGAAGAUUGGUCGUAUCGAGGACGUCACCCCCAUUCCAUCAGACAGCACCCGCAGAAAGGGAGGUCGUCGUGGACGUCGUCUGUAAUCUAUUGGAUAUUUUUCAGAAUAAAGUGUCAAAUAAUA